AUGAACGAACGCGCCAAAAUACCCGUCCUCCCCCCCAGCGCCCACCCAACAACCAGCACCUGGCAAGACCCGCCCGACGCCUCUCUCGCCAACCACCGAUCAACACCCGACCUCCCCGCCGAAGUCGACACUAUCAUCAUCGGCAGCGGGAUUACGGGGGCGGCUGUGGCUUGGGGGUUGUUACAGGGGGAGUCACCUCUAGAUCAAGCUGGGCAGGCUGGGCAGGAUAAGGGGGACGGGAAGGCGAUUGGGAUUCUGAUGCUCGAAGCGCGAGAGGCAUGUUCAGGUGCCACAGGGCGAAACGGCGGCCACACAAAAGCAGCAACCUACCGCACCUUCACCGACCACUUCCAAACCCACACCCCCGCCAUCGCGCGUCAAAUCGCCCUUCUCGAACGCGCCAACAUCUCUGCCGUGCACGCUUUCGCUCGCGAACACGGCUUCGACGGCCCUAGUAGCGGUCCUAGCGGUCCCACCGGCGGUUGUGACCUCCAGACGUGUGACACUGUCGAUGUAGUGUAUGACGCGGACGAAUGGGAGGAGGCGUUGGAGGGGGUUGCUGCGAUGCGGGAGGCUUUUGCUUCUUCAUCUGAGGCUGGGGGAGAUGGUGAUCAGGGGAGUGUGGAAACGCCGGAAAGACAUCGGGUGUAUACGCGCGAGGAAGCGUUGGCUGCGUUUCCCGUGCAUGAUGGGGUGUAUAAUGGGCGGGAGGAGAGGGUGCAGGGCGCGGUGCGGUAUGCGGCGGGGUCGUUGUCGGCGUAUCAGUUUGGGAUUGGGGUGUUGAGGUUGUGUGUGGAUAGGGGGUUGAAUUUGCAGACUGGGACGAUGGUUACGGAGGUGAAGAGGGUUGGUGAGGGAGAGGGUGAAGGGAUAUGGGAGGUGUAUACGCCUCGCGGAGUGGUGAAAGCGAAGAGGGUGGUGCUUGCUACGAAUGGGUAUACGGCGGCGGUGUGGAAGCGGUUUCAAGGCGUGGUUGUGCCGAUGAGAGGGCAGAUUACGGCGCAGAGACCUGGGAAGAACAUGCCGAAUGGGGGGUCGCUUGAGACUACGUACAGUUUCAUCUACAAGAACGGGUACGAGUACAUGAUUACAAGACCGGCAAACUCCAAGUUUGCGGGAGACCUCAUUAUGGGAGGCGGUUUGGUCCGAAUACCGGACGACGGGUUGGCGGAGUUUGGGACGACUGACGAUGGGUCGUUGAACGAGGAGAUCAGCGAGUACCUCAGGGAGUCGACCGCGAGGUAUUUCGGGUCGGACUGGGGCGAGGACCACGCCGACGGCCGGGUCAGAAGCGAGUGGACAGGAAUCAUGGGCUUCAGUCCCGACGGCUUCCCGUUUGUCGGGGAAGUGCCCGGCGAGCGCGGCUUGUGGACCAGCUGCAGCUUCCAGGGGCAUGGCAUGGUGCUGUGCUGGAUGUGCGCCAAGGCCUUGGUCGCCAUGAUGGACGGGCGGGACGGGGACGAGCUGCGGGAGUGGUUCCCGGAUGUUUUCCGCAUCACCGAGGAACGGCUUGCGCUAGAAUUUCAGGGUCGACUCGACGCGUGCUCAACGGGGGCAGAGUAA
Molecule: messenger RNA, 1563 nt
Organism: Dichotomopilus funicola
Lineage: Eukaryota; Fungi; Ascomycota; Sordariomycetes; Sordariales; Chaetomiaceae
Product: FAD dependent oxidoreductase
Exons: 2
Coding region: 1-1563 (520 amino acids)
Cellular component (GO): cytoplasm
Molecular function (GO): oxidoreductase activity
Source: RefSeq, a predicted model, not a curated record